AUGCCGACCCACCUCAGCAAGACCAGGAAGCACCGUGGCCACGUCUCGGCCGGUCACGGUCGUGUCGGAAAGCAUCGCAAGCAUCCCGGAGGUCGUGGUCUCGCCGGUGGUCAGCACCACCACCGCACCAACAUGGACAAGUACCACCCCGGUUACUUCGGUAAGGUCGGUAUGCGCCGCUUCCACCUCACCCGCAACAUGCAGUGGAAGCCCGUCCUCAACCUCGACAAGCUCUGGACGCUCGUCCCCGCCGAGCAGCGCAAGGGCCUGACCGCCGAGAGCACCGAGGUCCCCGUCAUUGACACGCUCGCCGCCGGCUACGCCAAGGUCCUCGGCAAGGGCCGCCUCCCCGCCCUUCCCUGCAUCGUCAAGGCGCGAUGGGUCUCGGAGCGCGCCGAGCAGAAGAUCAAGAAGGCCGGUGGUGUCGUCAAGCUCGUCGCGUAA
Molecule: messenger RNA, 444 nt
Organism: Pseudozyma flocculosa PF-1
Lineage: Eukaryota; Fungi; Basidiomycota; Ustilaginomycetes; Ustilaginales; Ustilaginaceae
Exons: 2
Coding region: 1-444 (147 amino acids)
Biological process (GO): translation
Cellular component (GO): cytosolic large ribosomal subunit
Molecular function (GO): structural constituent of ribosome
Source: RefSeq, a predicted model, not a curated record